CCGAUUGAAGCUUUAUGUUGUUUAUGUCAUGUUUGCAAAUACGGCCUUUAUAUAUUUUUGAUGAGUUGAAAGAAAAAAUAAGAAUUGCCUAAUCAUUGUUAAUGUUUGAUUUAAUUAUAAUUAAUCACGUAAUUUCAUACAUGAGACGAACAUUGUGCGUUUGUGCUUCGCUUCUGAAUGAUCAUAGGUCAAUCAUGUUAGGCAACGAAAAAUCGUUAAUACGCGAUCUAAAAAGUUGGAAGUUUAGAAAUCCUCCAAACUAUGCUGAGUUACCAAUAAAUGAAAAUCCGGAAUAUAAUGUUCCUGUUGCAGUUAAAGAUGCUGUAUUUUCUAAGGUACCAACAGAACCUUUAACAGGAAAACUUCAUUUGGUAUGCGUCUCAGAAGAUGCAAUGAAAGAUAUUCUAGAUUUGGAUCCAGAAGUGGCGGAAACUGAGGAAUUUGUGGACAUGGUAGCUGGCAGAUACUUACCUGAAGGAGGUCUUACUGUUUGUCAUAGAUAUGGUGGAUAUCAGUUUGGCUACUGGGCAGACCAACUUGGGGAUGGAAGAGCUCACAUUCUCGGAGACUAUGUCAACAGGAAAGGUGAAUCCUGGCAACCGCAAUUGAAGGGUUCAGGUGAGACCCCGUACUCCCGCUUCGGGGACGGGCGCGCGGUGCUGCGUUCCUCCAUCAGAGAGAUGAUAGCGUCAGAAGCAUGCUACUAUCUUGGCAUACCCACCACUAGGGCAGCGGCUUUGGUGGUGAGCGAUGACCACAAAGUAUGGCAUGACAAGAGCUACAGCGGGGCUGCUCGGCAGGAGCGCGCUGCUGUGGUGAUGCGCCUCGCACCCGCCUGGUACCGGCUUGGAUCCUUUGAGAUAUUGCUAAAGCGGAAAGAGCCACAUAUCAUGAAGCAGUUAGCUGACUUUGUGAUUAAGCAUCAUUUUCCAAACAUUCCAUCAGAUGAUCCGGACAGAUAUGUAAAAUGGUAUUCAGAGGUGGCUCACACUAAUCUAGACAUGGUUGCUACUUGGCAAGGUGUAGGAUUCACUCAUGGUGUACUGAACACAGACAAUGUGAGCGUGCUGGGUGUAACCAUAGACUAUGGACCGUACGGCUUUAUGCAACAUUACUAUGAACAUUAUGUACCUAAUACAUCUGAUGAUGCUGGACGGUAUGCAUUCAAUAAACAACCAGAGAUACUUGUAUGGAAUUUGGAGAAGUUCGCAGAAGCAUUGGAGCCGAUACUAUCAGAUGACGAGAAGCAAAGAAUAAAAGAUAUAAAAAAUACUCUUGCAAAUUAUGUCAAGAAUAAAAUCAAUGUAACAUAUAUGAGAAAACUGGGCUUGUCAGAGGUGCGAGACGGUGAUGAAAAACUGGUGAAAGACUUGCUGCAGAUGAUGCAGCAGACCAUGGCUGACUACACGCAGACCUUCAGACAAAUGGCUGAGUUGGAUGUAUCACAGUUGUCAGAUGUGACGUCACUGGAGAGUAAAUGGUCUUUGGUGAAGGUCUCCAAAGCCUUGCAGUGGGAGAAAUGGGUGCAAAAGUAUUGUGAGAGACUGGAACAAGAGAAUGUGAAUGAAGAAGUGAGACGUGCCCGCAUGCUGAAAGUGAACCCCCUAUAUAUACCCAACAACUGGAUAUUACAAGAGGCAAUAGCUGAUGCCGAGAAAAAUGACUUUGGAAAGGUGCGACUUCUAUUGAAGAUUUUUAAGAAUCCCUAUGAAGUGAAUGAGGAAGCUGAAAAGUUGGGAUAUUCAUCGCAACCACCAAGCUGGUCAUAUGGAAUCAAACUGAGCUGUUCCAGCUAGAACAGUAUCAAAGAGUUAUAAUUCAAAUACACUGCAACGAAAGUUAUAUUGUCAUCCCUUUCAUUCUGUUUGCCAAAACAAAGACAACAACAAAGUACUACAGUUUUAAAAUACUAAAACUGUGUUAUAUGUAUUCAAAUUUUAUAACAAUUAUGUAAACACUUGUUUCCACUGUAAUCAUAUAACUUGUCCUUAUCCAUAUGGUCAGUACAGUAUGUACUCCUCCAUACAUCUCUCUAUCUCCUAGCCUCUAUCAGCCGUCAUAUCAGAAUCUACCUCCUUGCUA
Papilio xuthus (Asian swallowtail) is the source of this 2082-nucleotide messenger RNA. Its product is annotated as UPF0061 protein Pfl01_0444-like. The record is from RefSeq and is a predicted model, not a curated record. The transcript is spliced from 12 exons. Bases 102 to 1796 code for a protein of 564 amino acids. NCBI's taxonomy places the organism in Eukaryota, Metazoa, Arthropoda, Insecta, Lepidoptera, Papilionidae.